Erythranthe guttata (spotted monkey flower) is the source of this 2080-nucleotide messenger RNA. Lineage: Eukaryota; Viridiplantae; Streptophyta; Magnoliopsida; Lamiales; Phrymaceae. The record is from RefSeq and is a predicted model, not a curated record.
UUUGAGAAAGCUAAAAGAUUAUGUCUUAAUGAUUAAGGAUUUCCUAGACGAUGCUGACAAGCAGCAAAUCACCAGAGAAGCCGUCAAACGCUGGUUGAAGAAGCUUGAAGUUGUGGCUUUCGAUGCAGAUAAUGUUUUGGAUGAGAUCAACUAUCAACUUCUCUCCAAGCAAAUUCAGACAGAAAAUAAAACGAAGACAAAGGUACGAGGCUUCAUCCUACGUCGUAUUCGCCGUAUAAAAAUGGCACGUAAAAUCAAGGAUAUCAAUCAAAACUUGGAAGAGAUCAACCUCGAGGCAAACAAAUAUGGCCUUGAAAAGACAGUGGUAGGUGAGUAUGCUCCGAUUACUCACCUAGAAACUGAUGCAUUCAAUAUCGAUCCGAUUUUUCUUGGAAGAGAAGGUGACGUGUCUGAAAUAGUGAAGGCGAUGACUACUCUUCCAAAUGAUCAAGUACUCUCUAUCCUCCCCAUUUUCGGGAUGGGAGGACUCGGAAAAACAACGGUAGCUCGGAACGUGCUUGAUCAUGAAGCCAUAAAGGCUCAUUUUGCUAAGCGUUUUUGGGUGCAUGUCUCUCAAAACUUCGAUGCCAAGAUUCUUUUCAAUAAGAUUCUUACAUCGUUAACAGGAACAAACGCCGGACUUGGCGAUAAACAGGCAGUUCUGGAAGAGCUUCAAAAGAAGUUAGGAGCUCAAAGAUUUCUACUUGUUCUCGACGAUGUUUGGAAUGGAAAUCAUGAAAUAUGGAGUGAUUUUAUCAAUUCGUUGAGAAAAAUUACUUCUGCUACGGGAAAUGGCAUCGUUGUUACUACGCGAAGUGAAAAUGUUGUUUCACUGGUGAAAACACUCCCUACUAUGCACAAGCUAAAUAACUUGUCAGAAGAUGAGUGUUGGUCCAUAAUCAAAACAAAAUCCGUUGGAGAAGGUGAUAUUCCAUCAGAAUUUCAGAGAAUUGGCAUAUCUAUUGCAAAAAGAUGCCGAGGUUUGCCAUUGGCGGCCAAAGUGGUUGGGGGAUUGUUGCGCGGUAAGUCGAUUGAUGAGUGGCUGUCGAUUGAUGAGAAAUGGCUUUCAGAUUUAAAAGAUAAAAAUCUAGUCUCCAAGAUUUUGAAACUGAGUUUUGAUCAUUUGUCGCCACCAUCACUCAAAAAGUGCUUUGCUUAUUGUUCGAUAUUUCCUAAAGGAUAUGACUUGGAAAGGGAACGCUUGGUUGAGCUUUGGAUGGCAGAAGGAUUCCUUGGAGGAAAUGAUGACAUGGAAAUUGUUGGCAACAAAUUCUUUAAUCAACUUCUAGAGAACUCCUUGUUGUUACAAGUUGUGGGGAGAAAAUACUAUUAUGGCGGUGCCGAUAUAACAUAUUAUAACAUGCACGAUCUUGUGCAUGAUCUUGCAUCUUCUAUUUUAAAUUCAAGCGACCAAGUUCGGUACAUGGGCCUGCAGUCCAGUAGUGGUGAAUCGUGUACUAGCCUAACUGAACAAGCAAGUUGUAUUCGUUCGUUAUUGUUCAAUGAUAAAAUAUGCAUGCUCGUGUUCUCGGAGUUCACAUCGUUGCAUGUUUUAAUUCUGAUGGACUAUUGUGUUAAAGAGUUGCCAAGUUCAAUCAAAGAGCUAAUGCAUUUGAGAUGUCUUGACAUUUUAGGUUCAAGGAUUAAAUGUUUGCCAGACUCUGUUGGUGAACUAUAUCACUUGCAGACAUUAAGAUCAUGUCAUACCUUAAAGAAACUGCCAAACACAUUGAAGAACUUGAUUGACUUAAGACAUCUCCACAUUCCUCGAAUUGAAUUACCUCCAGGAAUGAGAAGAUUAACUUCUCUUCGAACACUGCCGUACUUUGGAGUGGGUGAUGAAAAGGGUCGUGGAAUUAGUGAGCUCGAAUGCUUGAAGAACCUGGAAGGAAAGCUGGAGAUCUAUAAUCUUGAGAAGGUGCAUGACAAAGAAGAGGCUAAGAGAGCAGGUUUAUUACAAAAGCCAAACAUAGUCAAGUUAAAGCUUGCAUGGAAUGAAGAUAGAGAAGGUGGAAAUGGCGAUGAGAGUGUGUUGGAAGGCCUCCAACCCCACCCAAAUUUAGAGAGCUUAAAGAGUUGA